Messenger RNA from Trichomonas vaginalis G3, 684 nucleotides. RefSeq lists its product as uncharacterized. Bases 1 to 684 code for a protein of 227 amino acids. The transcript has a single exon. The record is from RefSeq and is a predicted model, not a curated record. Lineage: Eukaryota; Parabasalia; Trichomonadida; Trichomonadidae.
AUGGAAAAUUCAUUUGAUCAUCAAGCCAGCGUAUUUUUAGACACAGUAAAUCGUAAUAGAAGUACUGCUCCUUUAAGAUCAACUAACAUUGAAGAUCCAUCAUUGACAACCGUUUUCGACCCAAUCUUUAACAGAAUUAAUUCGAUUGAAGAACGUUUAAACGCAUCAGAUUCAAUAUUUAGACUAGCAGCCCAAUCAAAUACAAUCAAAGAUAAAGAAAGAAGAGAGCAAAUUAGAAAUGUUUCUCAAUAUGCAAACAAAUUAAAUCAAAGAAUAGACGCUAUUGAAAAUCAACUUAACAGUAUCCAAGACAUGGUCACAAAGACUGUGGUUGAAGAAUAUUCUAAGAAUGAUAAAACAUCUACUAUUAAAGCACUCAUUGAAGAGUCAAAAUCGAAAUUUACAGAUAGGUUUUCUAAACUCGAAACUUUAAUUUCAGAAAGUAACAAGAAAAAUACAAAAGCAAUCAAAAAGCUUAAAACUCAGUUGCAGAUCAUCCAAAAUACUCCUCAAGAUGAAACUCAAGUUGAAGAGAUACGAUCCCAAAUUGCUGAGAUGAAGAGAUAUCAAGAUAAUGUAAUGUCAUUAAUGAGAACAGCAAUGCAGCAAAGCGAGCAUGAUUAUGGACAAGUAGCAAGCGAGUUAAAUGGUGUUUGGUCCCAAAUUUCAACGAAAAGAGAUUAG